CCGUGCUCAGUCGGUUUUAGUCGUCUUCUAUGGGAGGAUGUUGGCCGGUAGUUUACCUGUGACGAAACGUCAAGCGGGAUUUUCUUAACUUUUCCCAUCGACUCCUCGUGUCAGAAAUAUUAAUUGUUAUGAGACGAUAAGAGAUCAGUCUUAUCUAUCGUGUUCAAAAGUUCGACGUUGCGUAUAAACGUGAUAGUCCUUUGUUGAUUGCGAUUGUUUACGUGGUAGGAGUCAGUGCACGGACUAAAAACAUAGAGGGCCCCUUUGGAGAACCACGAUUGUGCAACGUUCACACGUGCUUUCUCACGUACGAUCGUCAAUCGAUUUAAUCACCCGUUUGUGAGCAAGACUGAGGAACGAAGCUAGUGAAAAAUGAAAACUGCAUCGUUACUUGCUCUUGUUGUCUGUCUGCAAUAUCACGUCACUGGUUCCUUGGCUGUUCCAGCAAGAACGACCGGGCAGGUUCUCCUUGGACAAGUAGACAUUGACGUUCAAGAGGACGCCGGAAAUGAAUUAACGACGGAAGAAUCGUUCCCGAAAAAAUGCAUCAUCGAUGACAAUACAUAUUCUCAUGGCCAGACGAUACCAUCGUACGACCCGAACUCUCAUUGUCUGUGCGUCGCCGGUGAAGUAUAUUGUUGGUGGCAGAAUUACAAUCCGAACACCGAUCCUUCCGCCGGCCCCUCGUUCCUCCCAUCGACGACGAUAGAAAGUAAUUACACGCCGUCGCUGGAGGGAAGCACGGAUGCCGUCGACAGUUUGGAAGCUUCCGGUGAUCCGGCGGAGGAGCCUUCUGUCGAGCAACAGGGAUACGCGGAGAUUAACGCGACCUACUCGACUACCUUGCAGCCAGUACCAACUACGUGUCUCGUGAUGGGAAGGGAAUACCGUGAGGGCGAGGUACUUCCGCAUUCGACCGGAAACUGCAUUGAAUGCAGCUGCGGAUCCGAGGGCCGUGUCGAGUGUUCGCCACGGGACUGCGUGGCCCUUCGACCCGAGAUACCAGUUGCACCAGAUAUACCGGACGCACCAGAUGGCGAUUUCGAAGUUUUCAAUCUUGCCAGGGAUCGGGGAAUCGACGAGAGCUUCUAAAAAAUCCGAUAAUAACGAUUGUCGCCUGCUCCAUGAGAUCUUCGAACGCGUGACUCGUGAGAGACUCGACUUUCGUGUAAUCGCGGUCUUCGACGAGUUUCGCCUUUACCUAUUAAGCUUUUCUUUUCUAUUCGGAAUUUGUUGAUCGAUAUGAAUUAUACGUGAAAGUCAAACAAUGUUAAUCAUUACGUUAACGUUAAAAUGAAUUAUUUAUAUUUGUGUGGUUUUUCUGAUUUUGAAAAUGGCGAAUGAAGAGUUAGUAUUGUAUACAUACGUGAAUCAUAGUUUAAUUUUCGUAAAAGUGGGUCAGAAUUCUAAGAGAAAUAAUGAAUUCCUUAAAUAAGUAAUUAUCUUAUCUGUAAUAUUAUCUUUUUAUAGUACCGAAACUAUAGUGGAUUAAUCACGCUUAAAAAGUAAAAUUAUAACUGUCGUAUUCUUAUUUCUCGCAAAGGUGUACGAAAAAGCUUGUUUCGUUCAAAUGGCAAAGCAUGCUCCAAACUUUCGAGCAGGAGUAUACGAAUGUGUUUUGUAGCAUGUAAAAUUUAUUGAUGAUUUAUGAAUAAUUUGUAACGAUAUGAUUGCAACAAUUGGGAAUAUAGCGAAAAAUAAGAUUGGUUAUUUUGUACUACGAUUCAUACUAAUUCCAUUUGAAAAUUAAUUUAAAAUAGAUAAAACCUUAAAUAUUAGAUUUUAUUAAAAAUUUAUUCUACUAGAAAUAUAACGAUACAUUAAUGAUAGGAAGUAUUAAAAGUGAUACUAGUAGUUAUACGGUUCAUUUAUGUUAUUUAUAAUAUAAUUUAGUAGUAAUAAUUGUAGAAAUAAUUUUUUUAUAAACUUUGAGGAACAUAUUGGUAUACAUGUUAACCGUAAAUAAUUAAUGUAUUGUAGAGUGAAAAUUGAAUGCAAUUUCUCGCACGAUUAUUUUCGUAUCGAUCAACAAUAUGUUGAUACAUAUCUGUACGAUCAUUGCGUUUUAAAUACCAGUUUACGCAAGUAAUCGAACGUUUAACGAUCCUCCAACCGUAUGGAAUGAUUUUCUUAUUAAAAAUAUUUAUCUAUGGGUCGAGAUCCAGAUUUUUAACAAACGGAAAGAAUUAUCAAAGUAUUUUUUACGCAUCUCACAACAUAUUAAAAGUCACAUGAUUUUAACGAGAAAAAUAUUCUCGACCGGGAAGUGAUUACACGGUUGAAGGAUCUGUAAGUACUAAUUAGUUUAAUUUAUAUACCUUCUUAUCCGUGUUCUCUCAAGCCUUAAGCUUUUCUCCUUUUGUUUGAAACGCGAUUCCGGUUGAAAGAGUUCUACGAAAGAGAAAAAGAAAACUCUGAAAAAUCGAUUACCGAUAAUGAAACAAAAGGAACCUUAACUACUUUCUUUUCACAUACCUGAAUAAUUAAACGAGACAGGAAUUAGAUAUAUAUAAUUAUGUAUGAGAAAAGUAAAGAAUACUUAACUUCAAAGAAAAAUAUAUUAUUGAAAAUUACAACGAUGAUUAAAGAGAGAGCAAGGUUCAAUUUCAACGUCGUCGAGUUAUCGUCGUAAUGAUCAGUAGCUUGAAUCGACCCAGGCCAAGCCAAAUAAUAUAUUUAUGUUCAAUUUAGUGAUUUAAUGAGAUCGAUAGACAGCUUUAAGCCAGGACGUUAUUCCAACAUUUACGAGCCAACUGUAAUUUAUUACCCCCAGGACUUCUAAACGUUUCACUAGCGUGGGCCUAAUUUAUCAAACGAUAGAUCUUAGAAACGAUCCAUCUAAAUACCAAUUAUCCAAAUAAUCGUAGUGCGUUUGCAAAUUGCAUUUCUUUAUCAGGAUUAAUAUUGUUACCAUUUUUACCAUCCACUACAACUUACUAUUACCUAAGAAACGUUAACGAAUCUUGAGAAAAUGUUCCUCACGCAAGAACCUCCAGCGCCACGAAAGUACCAAACGAUAGAUUAAUAGCGAUUAAGUACUCGUUCCUUAAGAGAACUCACAUUCCUGAUACUUCCUUUUUAUUUCUAACAUUUGAAUUCUUCGAAUAACUUAAACUAGUCCCAGAAGAAAAACUCCGUUUUGAACAAAAUGCUCCGUUUAUUCAUCUUGCGUUUCAUAAUCCUCUUUCAUCGAUGGAAAAAGUGGAGAUUUGCGCACCAGGAUAGAUCCUCGAGCGGUACAAUUUUUCUAUAAGACGACCUACCGACGAUCUAUCCUUAUACCGACGAAUCGUCGCCACGAUCGUCACUAAGUAUCGUGAUUAAGUGAGAACUCUCGGCCAAUUUGGCCACACAUUUUCUAUAUAGACACCCGUAGAUGUUAGAACGCAAGUUUGAACGAUAGGUCCCGCGCGCUUCAAUUCUCUAAAUGAGGGAUCGUUGUAGUUCUCUCGUCUGUUGUACGGUAUUUUGUACGCGUUACGAGAAUGGAAGCGAUUACUUCCCACCAUGUUAACGAUAAACAAAACUAUAUAAUUCUGUAGACGUCGGCCUACAACGUACGAAUUAAUAAGUCGGGUAUGAGAAAACCGGCCUGUUCGGUCUCGGGAUCGAGUACCCGUUUUAAGAGAAGAAGCGUUACAGAGCUUGGAUAGUUCUGGAUCUUCGUCAUAAGAUCGUAAAUGAUACUCGUGUCAUUCAUAUCUUUCGUCAUAUUCUAGUCGAGACGUAGCCAUAUCCUGUUCACGGUCGGUACGUUCGGCCUUGUAGCUUGGAUCGUAGGGACGGCAAUGCCCUGCUACUCCUACUACGAAGAAAGCACGACCUGUACGAGACGUUGAGAAAGCUUAUUGAACAAACUCGAUUGGCUUGUGGCUCGCAAGCCGGCAAUCUGGUGAAACGAUCUUUGCACGAGCUGAUCUAUCUAGCCUCUACUGUGUAUAAAAUAUUGUUCCAGUUGUGCUUUUUGCUUCUGUUUCGGUGAUAUUGGAAAUUGGAUAUCGGCGAGAAAUCACAUUCCGUGUUUGUUUAGCAAGGUGAACAAUUUCAAAUCGCUAAUAAAAAUCUGAAAUCGAAGAACUUAUUAAAGAUCUCGAUAAUACUUGAUUGUAAAAUUUGGUUUUUUGCUUGUUUUAUCGUAGAUCUGAAUUAAUGAAAAAGACAUUCUUUUUUAUUGAAUAAAUUUGAAUAAUUUUAGAAAUUUCUUGAAAUUAAAUUCAUUACUCAUUUAUGUUUACAACCUAUAAGAAUAUUUAUUCUAUUAAACAAGCGAAUAUUUUUUGUUUUACAAAAAUAUUUUAUACAUUUCACACAGUUCUAUUGCAAAACGAAUAACGACUUUUAUUUUAAUUAAGAAAUAAUUUUCUAUCAAUUUACUGGCAGAAAUAAUCAUAAAUAUAUAUAAAUAAUCGUAACAGUCGAAACUGAAAAAUUAUUAAUUUUAUUAUAAAAUUAUUUAAUUUUAUACGUAUUCGAAACAUAUGCUCAAUUAAUAUUAAAUUUUAAUUCAUGGGGCAAAAAUGCAAAGUUCGUGUCAAUCAGAUCGAACAUCUCGUACAUUUGCAUCAUAUCAUGAAUGAAUAAACUAUCAGCGAGAAAAUACCAGAGUUUUAAGACGAAUCGAUUAGCAUAGUAAACGAUUUAAUGUAAGAAUUAACUAACGAAUGUCUAAAUAACAGAAGCAUAGAAUGGGAGUGAGUUCUCGAGGAUAGCUGACAUUCCUAAUCUCACGUGCAGAUUAAUCACUUACGAUACGUAUAUUAGUAAAACCACGUUGUAAGGUGAAGAAAGAAGAUUUUUCGUAGAACGAUGUUUCUGCUACAUAUGGAGCGAUAAAAAAAAUAUUUAAUAAAAAUCGGUAGCGUAAUUCGCCGGUUGAAUUUAGUAUUAAAUAGCCUCCUAAUCUAUAUAUAUAUACAUAUAUACAUAUAUGUAUUCCUUUUAAUGACAGAGACAAAAUGGAAUUCUGUGUUGUAUGGAUCAACAUGCACAAUUAAUUGAUUUAAUACAUACAUAUAAAUAUUAUAUAUUCAUAUAUAUAUAUAUUAUAUAUACAUGUACACGUACUUAUGCAUACACGAGGAACCAAAUAUCAAGAGAUAAUUAUUGUACGUAACUAUGCAUAUAAUAUAUGUAUACAUAUAAAUUAUACAUAUAUAGGAGUAGGAUACCCAAGCGUUUUCAAUUGCUGUGCACCUUUUGUAGAUAUAAAUUCGUCUCUUCGUUUCACAGUACGUUUUCUUCUGUGUAAUUCCGGUGUUUCAGUAGUCCAGUCACAAUCAAAUUACAAUAGAGUUAUUUUGAGAAAAAAAUAAUUCCGCAUUCUGCUAAUAUAAAUGUAAUAUUGGGAGAUAGAUGGACCACCUGUUUCGAAUGCUUCUCGUUUAUUCUUUUGGAAAGUUGAUAGUAUGUAUACAUUUUUGCUGUGAUUAUAUUAUACGUGUACGUUAUUUUUAAUUAUAUGUAAUAGAGAUUCAGAUUGGAAACUAUGGUAAGAAGAAUAUUGUAGAGCAAAAAAAUAAAAGAAUAUCGUGUCAUCCAAAAAUUAUUUGCAACUCGUUGAAAGAUGAAUUCUCUAUAAUUAAUAUGUAUAUGUAUGUACAUUAGUCAUAAGUUCAAUAUUAUUUCAUUUCUAUUACAAACUUUAGUAGAUUUCUUCCAUGUUACUAUUAUAAAUUUUACUUGAUGAAUUGUAAGCAAUAAUGGUGGCAAUCAUGUGUACUAUAUACGUUUGGCAAUGAAAGGAAUAAAAUGAAUAGAGGCAAGGAAAUAAUUAUCAGGAUAAACAUAUCAUAUAAUAAUAUUAUCCUAAAACCUAAAAAAUGAUCCAUCUAUCUUCAAGCAUGUUGUCACAGAUACGUUUGAUUAUACAGAGAAUCUAUCUCAGCGUACAAAUAGUUAACGAUCUUACGGUAGCACCGAUUAUCAUGCAGAAUCAAAUAGGAAAAGCAAAGGGUUGUAAUUAGACUUUUACGAUGACUAGUUAAUUGUUCAUAGUUAGUCGCAUAGUUAGGUAGAGAUCCAAUGUGAUACAUACAUUCAAAAGGUAACUUUGUCUAAAAGUUUUACUAUACAUAUAGGAAGAAGAUACGACAUCUUAUCGCAAGAUUUGCCGUAAACUUCUACGAGCGUUCGUUCAAUUAGAUGUACCUAAACCAUAGAAAAUCAAGCAACGUUCCGAACGUUAUCGUCGGGUUCGCUUUUUGCAAUGAUUCGAGUUUAUUGUCAUACACAUUAAUGGCAUUUUCGUUGACGAACCAGCGUAAUCGCAUCAUCAUAACACGGCCUGUACUGAUAUUACCUUUAACGAUAAUCGAAAUAGAAAACAGGAUGAUCUCGAAUGUUUUGUGACCACUGUGGAAUAACGAAUCGAGACUACUAUUUUUUAACUGCGCCACUUUUCGAGGGAAUCGUGAACAAUUUGUGUAUUAUCGUUCUAGAACAAUCUAUCCCCUGGAAAUUCAAACAUGAGAUUGCAUUAAAGAGAAAACAAAAAAAAUGGAAAACGAAUGGGAAAAGUAAGUAGGAUCAUCACGAGAUCACGCGGGACCAUCAUGGCAGUUCGUUUUUCUCGUACGUCUUCCAAUCAUUCCAUAAACCGUUGUGUCUGUCUUGUAUCCGUGGGAUCGCCUGUCUUCUUAAAAACGGUUGUACGCUAAAUAAAGGAAGAUCUUACGGUA
Molecule: messenger RNA, 6677 nt
Organism: Bombus huntii
Lineage: Eukaryota; Metazoa; Arthropoda; Insecta; Hymenoptera; Apidae
Exons: 4
Coding region: 373-1092 (239 amino acids)
Source: RefSeq, a predicted model, not a curated record